Messenger RNA from Zygotorulaspora mrakii, 1008 nucleotides. It is a transcript of the gene RPC40, whose product is annotated as DNA-directed RNA polymerase core subunit RPC40. The record is from RefSeq and is a predicted model, not a curated record. Gene Ontology annotation, cellular component: RNA polymerase I complex; RNA polymerase III complex. The transcript has a single exon. The coding region runs from base 1 to 1008 and encodes 335 amino acids. Lineage: Eukaryota; Fungi; Ascomycota; Saccharomycetes; Saccharomycetales; Saccharomycetaceae. Gene Ontology annotation, biological process: DNA-templated transcription. Gene Ontology annotation, molecular function: protein dimerization activity.
AUGUCCAAUAUUGUUGGUAUCGAGUACAAUCGAGUGACGAAUACGACUUCCAACGAUUUUCCAGGAUUCUCUAAGGAUGGUAAAGGAGCAUGGGAUGUCGAAGAUUUCAGGAAAACUUUUGACGUACAAAUAAAUUCUAUGAGCGAGAGAGAAACCAAUUUUGAUUUGGUCCAUAUUGAUACUUCGAUUGCAAAUGCAUUUCGCAGAAUCAUGAUAUCCGAGGUCCCAUCAGUUGCGGCAGAGUACAUCUACAUUCUGAAUAAUACGUCUGUCAUUCAGGAUGAAGUUUUGUCCCACAGAAUUGGAUUGGUUCCUUUGAAAAUCGACCCAGAUAUGCUAAGUUGGGUUGAUUCCACACUGCCAGAGGAUGAAAAAUUCACCGAUGAAAAUACUAUAGUUUUAACUUUGAAUGUCAAAUGUACAAGAAACCCGGAUGCGCCAAAGGAUUGCACAGAUCCGAAAAUACUUUACAGAAAUUCCAGUAUUUACGCUCGUGAUUUGAAGUUUGAACCACAGGGUAGACAGAUUGAAGCUUUCGCAAAAUGUCCUGUGAUUCCUACGGAUCCAGAUAUUUUACUGGCUAAAUUGAGGCCAGGCCAGGAGAUCUCUCUAAGGGCCCAUUGUAUACUUGGAAUUGGUGGUGACCAUUCCAAGUUCUCUCCCGUAGCCACGGCAUCGUACAGACUAUUACCUCAUAUCAACAUUUUGAAACCGAUAAGGGGUGAAUCUGCUAGAAGAUUCCAAAAAUGUUUCCCAAAAGGUGUCAUUGGCAUUGAUGAAAAAAGUGAAGAAGCUCAUGUCAAGGAUGCAAGAAAGGAUACUGUAUCAAGAGAAGUUUUGAGAUACGACGACUUUUCGGAUAAAGUUAAACUGGGUAGAGUUAGAGAUCAUUUCAUUUUCAAUGUUGAAAGUACAGGAGCCAUGAGUCCUGAAGAGAUCUUUUUCAAGUCAGUAAGAAUUUUGAAGAACAAGGCGGAUUAUUUGAGAAAUUGCCCAAUCACUCAAUAG